ACAGGUACCGACUGUUCCGUAUCGAUAUCUGUUCCAAAAUACAUGUGACAAGUAUUUCGUGUCAUCCCUAGUCUCUGCCCUCAUUCACUAUUUACUCACUGAGGCAGUCACCACAGGCAGUCACAUAGAGAAAGAUAAGAGAUCUGUGUUGGUAGUGGUUGUUAGGUUAGACACGUGCAUCAUAGUUUUUAUGUUUAUUUAAUUAAAUUUUUGGUGAAAAUACAAAUAUGACGGCUCGCAUCCAGUUUGAAAGCAAAAAUGAAAUCGGCGUUUUUGCCAAAUUAACCAAUGCCUAUUGUUUGGCUAGCAUAGGAGGCUCCGAGGUGUUUUACAGCACGUUCGAGUCCCAACUCGCAGACACAAUUCCCGUGGUCCAUGCCUCUAUAUCUGGGUGCAGAAUCGUGGGCCGCAUGUGUGUGGGCAACAAAAGGGGGCUGUUGGUGCCCAACUCGACAUUCGAUCAGGAAUUGCAGCAGCUCCGAAACGCUCUGCCGGACUCGGUGAAGGUGCAGAGAGUGGAAGAGCGGCUCUCGGCCCUAGGAAAUGUUGUGGCCUGUAAUGAUUAUGUCGCCAUUGCACAUCCCGAUUUGGACAAAGAAACUGAAGAAAUAAUUGCUGACACACUAGGAGUGGAAGUGUUCCGAAGUACCAUUGCAGGCAAUGUGCUCAUAGGGUCUUACUGUGUGAUGAACAAUCGCGGGGCUCUUGUGCACCCGAACACUAGCAUAACGAACCAAGAAGAGUUAUCUUCGAUGCUGCAGGUUCCCGUGGUCGCAGGAACAGUUAAUUGUGGUAGUUCGGUCUUGGGCGCCGGCCUGGUCGUGAACGACUGGUUUGCAUUUACCGGCUUGGAUACCACAUCAACCGAAUUGGCCGUGAUAGAGUCUGUCUUCAAGCUGAACGAUACUGAACCCAACAGGAUAACUACAGAAAUGCGUGCCACUCUUAUUGAAGGGAUGUCAUAAAGUACCGUAAGUCAACCGAAGUUGUUCUCGAGCGCAAUCGACUUUUACCUCGGUACAACAAGUAUUUGACUCAAAUGGGGGUCAAUUUCCAAUAUGGAUUUGGUUUCACAGCCGGGAAAAGCUAAACAGAUUCGCUAAGUCUACUCAUUUUAUAUAUUUUUUUCGGAUAGAACCAAUUAUAUUGUAUUCAUUUUUAGUCCGUACGGGAUUUGAAUAAACGUGGCAGUGUUUCUA
Messenger RNA from Dendroctonus ponderosae (mountain pine beetle), 1199 nucleotides. It is a transcript of the gene eIF6, whose product is annotated as eukaryotic translation initiation factor 6. Gene Ontology annotation, molecular function: ribosomal large subunit binding. Gene Ontology annotation, biological process: assembly of large subunit precursor of preribosome; cytosolic ribosome assembly; maturation of LSU-rRNA. Gene Ontology annotation, cellular component: preribosome, large subunit precursor; cytosol; nucleolus. NCBI's taxonomy places the organism in Eukaryota, Metazoa, Arthropoda, Insecta, Coleoptera, Curculionidae. The transcript has 5 exons. The record is from RefSeq and is a predicted model, not a curated record. The coding region runs from base 228 to 965 and encodes 245 amino acids.